CCCGCAGAGUCCGGGUGAGAGCAGUGCAGCCAAGGACAGAGCAGCAUGGCAGGGCUCCGUGUCCGCUCCCUUCUGGUGACUGGGGCCAACCGGGGCAUUGGCCUGGGGCUCGUCCAGCACUUCCUGAAGAUGCCAAGCCCACCCCAGUGGGUCUUUGCAGGCUGUCGGGACCCCAAGGGACAGCGAGCACAGGAGUUACAGAAUUUGGCCUCCAAGCACUCCAACCUGGUCAUCAUUCCACUCGAAGUUGCCAACCCCGCCAGCAUCAAGGAGGCCGCAGCCAGAGUUGGGGAGCACCUGGGGGGCUCUGGGCUGAACCUUCUCAUCAACAAUGCUGGAAUCGCCAAGAUCACCAUGCUUGAAAAUGAGACACUGGAGGACAUGACCGAGACUUACACCACCAACACGGUUGGGCCUCUGCUGAUGGGCCAGGCAUUCCUGCCCUUGCUGAAGAAGGCUGCCCAGGGGAGCCCGGGCUCAGGGCUGAGCUGCAGCAAGGCAGCCAUCAUCAACAUGUCCAGCAUUGGCGGCUCCAUCACUUAUCCCUUUGGUUGGGAACUGAUGCAAGUUACCUCGUACCGCUGCAGCAAGGCUGCUCUGAACAUGCUGAGCAAGUGCCAGUCCCUGGCAUACCGGGAGCACGGCAUCUUCUGCGUCGCUCUCCACCCUGGCUGGGUGCAAACUGACAUGGGCAGCUCUGCUGGACACACGCCCCCCGUGACAGUGGAUGACAGCGUGAAAGGGAUGCUGAAGGUGCUCUCCUCCCUCUCCGAGAAGGACACCGGCACCUUCGUGGACUGGGAAGGGAAGGUCGUGCCCUGGUGAAAUGCCAGUUCAGGAUCCUGGCAGCUGUGGCAACCUUUGCUGCUGCUCCCACCUGCCCCACAUCCUCAAUAAACCCCUGUCAAGAGCUCCCA
Myiozetetes cayanensis is the source of this 917-nucleotide messenger RNA. RefSeq names its product C-factor-like. NCBI's taxonomy places the organism in Eukaryota, Metazoa, Chordata, Aves, Passeriformes, Tyrannidae. The record is from RefSeq and is a predicted model, not a curated record. The coding region runs from base 46 to 825 and encodes 259 amino acids. The transcript has 6 exons.